Molecule: messenger RNA, 2426 nt
Organism: Leucoraja erinaceus (little skate)
Lineage: Eukaryota; Metazoa; Chordata; Chondrichthyes; Rajiformes; Rajidae
Gene: steap2
Product: STEAP family member 2, metalloreductase
Exons: 6
Coding region: 501-1970 (489 amino acids)
Biological process (GO): copper ion import
Cellular component (GO): plasma membrane; endosome
Molecular function (GO): cupric reductase (NADH) activity; ferric-chelate reductase (NADPH) activity
Source: RefSeq, a predicted model, not a curated record
GGCGAGGCGGGGAAUUGGCUGCUGAGCGAAUGCGGAUUCCCCUUUCAGAUAUUUGCAACGUGGUUGUGUUAUUUUAAACUGGUAUGCGAGAGCGGGUUUCCAGUAGGUGCUUUUUUUCGGUCGCGCUUCCAUUCCAACCUCUGCAAUGCCCGUGUAGAGAGUGGAGAGAUCACCCCCCUCGGAUCGGGGCUGGAAUGGAGACUGCCUUCGGACUGGGAUAGAGAGGGAGGGAGGGGGGUCAAGGAACGAAUGUGCCCGAGGUUGCUCGCAGUUACUUUGUGAAAUUGACAAUGAGCGGGGUGGUUACAGCGGGUAAACAUUGGGCCCCAUUGAAGAGAAGGCAGGAAAUGGUAACGGCGAAGGCACGGUGUGGUGUUGCAGUCUGCUGCUAGAACAAACAUGUUCAAGAACGGACCGAAACAAACCGACCACGGAUCGCAGUUCCAUUAGACAUUCCUAGUAACUAUCUUGAGAGAUCAGAAAAAGAAAUAUAACAAGCAAUGGACUCAAUCUGCAUCGUGAGGACCAUCAAAGAAGCCAGUGAGACCUUUUUGCCAAAUGGCACAGUUAGCUUUAAGGAAUCGUCCAAGUCUACCAUCGGGAUUUUGGGAAGUGGCGAUUUUGCCAAAUCAUUGGCAAUCAGGUUUAUACGGUCUGGAUACUCUGUUGUAAUAGGAAGCAGAAAUCCCAAACGAGCAGUUGGGUACUUCCCUCCUCUUGCUGAAAUCAUGCACCAUGAGGAUGCUGUUAUAAAAACCGAUCUCAUAUUUGUUGCCGUACAUCGCGAGCACUAUGCUUCCCUGUGGGACCUCAAGCCCUUGCUGGUAGGCAAAAUUCUUGUGGAUGUGAGCAACAACAUGCGAAUAAACCAAUAUCCAGAAGCCAAUGCAGAAUAUCUUGCAUCACUGUUCCCAGAUUCGACGGUGGUAAAAGGCUUUAAUGUAAUAUCUGCCUGGGCACUUCAGUUUGGCCCAAGAAAUGCGAACCGACAGAUAUACAUUUGCAGUAACGUGGUGGAAGCUCGACAACUGAUAAUUGAACUUGCCCGGCAGCUGGGUUUUAUUCCUGUUGAUAUGGGAAUGUUGUCUUCAGCAAAGGAGAUAGAAAAUAUGCCUCUGUAUCUCUUUACCCAUUGGAGAGGUCCUGUGCUUGUGGCAAUUGGCCUAGCCAUAUUUUUCUACAUCUACUCAUUCAUUCGUGAUAUUGUACACCCCUAUGUGAAGAACAAACAAAGUGACUUCUAUAAAAUUCCAAUUGAAAUAGUGAACAAAACUUUGCCUGUUGUUGCUAUUACCCUCCUUUCACUCGUGUACCUGGCUGGAUUGCUAGCAGCUGCUCUCCAGUUAUAUUCUGGAACUAAGUAUCGCCGGUUUCCUGUCUGGCUUGAACAUUGGCUACAGUGUCGGAAGCAGCUUGGGCUAUUGAGCUUCUUUUUUGCCUCUGUUCAUGCAGUUUACAGCCUUUGCCUUCCAAUGCGACGUUCGGAACGAUAUUUCUACCUCAACAUGGCUUAUCAGCAGGUUCAUGUCAAUAUUGAAAAUUCCUGGAAUGAAGAGGAGGUGUGGAGAAUGGAAAUGUACAUUUCUUUUGGGAUAAUGAGUCUGGGCUUACUGUCACUGCUAGCAGUAACAUCAAUACCUUCAGUCAGUAAUUCAGUGAAUUGGAGGGAGUUCAGCUUUAUUCACUCUACACUUGGUUUUGUGGCGCUCCUGAUCAGCAUAUUUCACGUCUUGAUUUAUGGAUGGAAACGAGCCUUUGAGGAGCAGUACUACAGGUUUUACACACCGCCAAAUUUUGUCCUAGCUUUAAUUCUACCGUUCAUCGUUAUCAUUGGGAAAGUUAUUUUGCUGCUUCCGUGCAUUAAGAAGAGAUUGAGAAAAAUACGCAAGGGUUGGGAAAAGAGUCAAUUCAGGGAUGACUCUUCAACAACAGUUCUUCAAGCAUCUCCAGAAAGUGUUACUGUUAUGUGAGAUUUUGCCAACAAUUAAUUUCCAUUUAACCCAUUCAACUUUAUGAAAGGACUACCAAGUUAAUUUUGCCCGAGUAGGUCGUAAAUCAAUGACAACACAUUUUAGAAGUUCCAAUUCCUUGUAUACCUUUGUAUUGUUUAAUAUUGAGAGAAUAUGUAUUGUAUUUAAUGGUGGACAGUGUAUGAACAUUUUAUUAAAGAUGAACACUUCUCAUAGAUACCCUGUUACAAAUUCUACUGUUCUGUUUUUGCCGUAUUUUUAAAAUUGACACAAGCUAUCUGUAAUGGCUACUAAUAAUGAAUAUUUUACUAAUUUGAUGUCUAGAUUAUAUAAUAAGAAUCUUUUCAUUGUGCUUGCCUACUAUCACACAAAUGAUAACGAACCUGUUCUUUGUCAAAUCUUGCAAAGAAUACUGCUUUGCAAAGUGAGUGGUCUACAGACACCAAGGUAUGUCAA